AUGGCGGAAACAUUUGGAGUGGAAGAAGCUGUUGAGUGUAUUUUUAGGGCAGAUGAGUCAGGCGAGGAACAAAAAAGUGAUGCAGACAUCGGAUGCCGGGAACAAAUAAGCAAAUCUGAACCAAACGGAAUUGGAAUAGAAAAAAUUCUUCAAACUACCUAUAUAAACGCGGCUUGUGUACUUAAACACGAGUCCCAACUGUGGCUGGCCGCUAUCCACAGACGGCUCGCUGGGAGAAGAAGUGUGAGACAUCCAUAUUAUGCAGAAUUUUAUCGCGACAUUCCAGUUGACCUUUUUACUGCACUGUCUCACUCCAUCAAAGUUUCAAACGAUCCAAAAUUAGGGGAACCUAUGUGCUAUAUUAAAGGAAACAGCAAAGGUGAAGUGGUUUCUUUAACAGACAUCCAGUCCCUAAUCUAUUUGCUAACAUUGUUGUCUGGCAAGCAGCAAGAAGAUGUGGCCUUUUAUUUGAAAAGAACGCUCGGGGGAGCACGGAAAAAUCACAAAACAAAGGUUUUAGUCUCCCAAGAAAAAGAUUUUGGACUUAUUUAUAGUUACAAGAAAGGGCAGUUGACAAUAUGUUUUAAUUAUGGUGAAUGGAACUCCUUUGGAUUUCCCCAACAUAACUGCAAUUUAAAUAUUUAA
Paramuricea clavata is the source of this 645-nucleotide messenger RNA. The record is from the annotation of a GenBank genome assembly. NCBI's taxonomy places the organism in Eukaryota, Metazoa, Cnidaria, Anthozoa, Malacalcyonacea, Plexauridae.